AUGACAGCGAACAGACGUGUGUGUGUUAUAGGUGCGGGGCCGUGUGGUAUGUCCUUUCUCUACCACAAUAAUCAGUUAAAAGUUGCUGGGAAAGAGUGCGCAGACGUCGUGUGUUAUGAAAAACAGUCUAACUGGGGAGGUUUGUGGAACUAUACCUGGAGAACAGGUACGGAUGAGCAGGGCAAUGUGUGUCACGGAAGCAUGUACCGAGACCUCUGGUCGAAUGGUCCUAAAGAGUGCCUGGAAUUACACGAUUACACCUUUGAUGAUCACUUCGGAAAGGCUAUCCCUUCGUUUCCUCCACGGGCUGUUCUGUUCGAUUACCUACAAGGUCGAUGGAACAAGAGUAAUCUUCGUAACUACAUCACCUUUAAUACAAAUGUACAACGCGUGACCUACAAUAAGGAGACGGACGAUUUCACAGUUAUGACCAAGGAUCUGAGCAAUGACAAGGAUCUCCCACCAGAGAGAUUCUCUCACGUCAUAGUGGCUACCGGUCACUUCUCGGUCCCAAAAGUUCCCUCCUUUGAAGGCAUCGAUAAGUUUCCAGGUAGAAUUCUGCAUUCACAUGACUUCAGACGAGCUAAUGAGUUCAAGGGUCAACGAAUUCUGAUAGUCGGCUCUAGUUAUUCAGCAGAAGACAUCGCGAUGCAAUGUAGGAAAAUGGGAUCCGAUAAUGUUAUCAUCAGCUACCGGAGAAAGCCAACGAAUUAUCACUGGCACAACGGGAUCGAGGAACGUCCACCAUUAACAAGGGUAGACGGAAGUACAAUUCACUUCAACGACGGGACGACGGCAGAUGUUGAUGCCAUCAUUCUUUGCACUGGAUAUUUAUAUAACUUUCCGUACUUGCCGGACUCCCUCCGUCUCAAGACGGCACUUGAAUUAUAUCCGGCUGGCUUGUAUAAGGGGACGGUAUGGAUGGGCGACGGCAACAACAAACUGCUUUACCUUGGCAUGUAUGGUCAGUACUAUUCGUACACUAUGUUCAACAUCCAAGCCGAGUGGGCAAGCGCAGUCGUAUCAGGACACAAACAACUUCCUACCAGGGAAGACAUGGAGUCCGAUAUUAGGAUAUGGCGGAGGAAGCAAGAACAACUGGAUGGUCGUUUCGAUGAAAUCGCCUUCCAAUCCGAUUUUGGGUGUGAUCUGGCAAAGGAAGUAGGCUGUACAUACGACAUAGAUGUGCGCACUCUCUUCAACAAAUGGGAGAACGACAAGCGGAAGAAUAUCUGGACAUACCGCGAUCAUGCGUAUACCUCGGUUCACACCGGAAAGUCGGGGAUUAAACAUCACACUCCAUGGUCCCGUGCUUACGACGACUCCGUGGACACGUUUGUUAACCAAACUCCAAACAAAUACUAA
Molecule: messenger RNA, 1365 nt
Organism: Ylistrum balloti
Lineage: Eukaryota; Metazoa; Mollusca; Bivalvia; Pectinida; Pectinidae
Product: trimethylamine monooxygenase-like
Exons: 3
Coding region: 1-1365 (454 amino acids)
Molecular function (GO): NADP binding; flavin adenine dinucleotide binding; N,N-dimethylaniline monooxygenase activity
Source: RefSeq, a predicted model, not a curated record